This is a messenger RNA of Coregonus sp. 'balchen', 14321 nucleotides long. The record is from the annotation of a GenBank genome assembly. Lineage: Eukaryota; Metazoa; Chordata; Actinopteri; Salmoniformes; Salmonidae.
UCUCUGGAUUUGAAUCCAGAUGGGACUUCAUCACGACAGAAACGUAACCAGCAGCAAUCCAGGAGGGGUUGGAACAGAGAGAACCACAACCGUAACUGGAGUGGUUCUAAUAAUUACGGCCCAGCACCACAGCAGCAGCAAGGCCAUUUUCACCAUGGGGUCAAACAAUCUCAUGUCCAUGACAAUUUAACUCUCCCUGUAAAUUUCCAUCCUCCUCCCUACCACCAAGAGGAUGUACCAAGGGGUCGAAGAAGAGGAGGGGGUAACGGAGGUGGUGGGGGAGGGGGCCGAGGCUCAAUGGGCCAGCCUCCAAGGUGGAAUAGGCCUGGGGUUGACACUGGAACUGGCCCCCCUGCCUUACCCGGGGGCCACCAUGGACUGCUUGGUGGUGGUGGAGGCAACAGGCCUGGAACACCCCCCAUAGACGGGCCUAGCUGGCGUCGACGAGACCCUGGCGGCCUGGGUGAAGAGGUAGGGCCUGCCCACGAAGACCACCAGGACACCUCCCCUGAAAAGCCCAGAUGGUUCAGCCAGGAGCCGCGGAGAGAAGAGAGAGGGGAAAGGAGCGCUAAAGGACCUCCUCACUCUCUGGAAAAGCAGGAGAACCAGGAAAACCAUUCUACAGGAGGAGGAGGCUGGGAACCUGCUGAGCCCAGAGAAGAAACACGACCAUCAGAAAUGGGGGCCAGAAACCGGAAAGGCGGGAGAGCCGAGGAAAGGAACCGCCACGUCGACGCUCAAAAGAAAUUCCCCGAGCCCAAGCGACGCCAGGGGCCUAUCAAAGUAUAUCCCCAGGAGAGGAAGGACCCUGAGAGGGGAGCCAGAGACACCCCCUCUGGCCAUCGUGACAAACCGGGCUCCAGCACUGAAGAAGAGCCCAGCUGGAGGGGUCAGGGGAGAGGCCAGGGGAGACGCACCCCCCUGCAGGACAGAGGCCAGAGGAGAACACCUAACUCAGACCACAGGCCUGGACAGAAGAGGUGGGACAACGUGCCCAUCAAGAGCAAGGAGACUCAGACAGGUGAGAGGACAAAGUUUCAUGGCUUUUCAAUAAGUCCCACAGUAAAAAAAUUAAAAAUAACGCCAAGCUAAAGAAAAUCUGAAAACAUUUUUGAUUGGAUCUGUCAUUUGUAAAUGAGUUUGUUCUGAGAGUAGUUAUCAUGUUCAUAUUGUGUUCCAAAUGGCACCCUAUACAUGAUGCACUACUAUGGUCCCUGGUCAAAAAUAGUUCACUAUAUAGGGAAUAGGGUGCCAUUUGAGAAGAUACCAUCGUUUGGUCUAGUUACUCUCUCCUCCAUAUCUGUCCAGGUUGCCUGAUCGAGCAGCUGUCUGAGGAGAAGUAUGAGUGCAUGGUGUGCUGUGAGGUGAUCAGAGUCAUGGCUCCAGUCUGGAGCUGCCACAGCUGCUUCCAUGUCUUCCAUCUCAACUGCAUCAAGAAGUGGGCCCGCUCCCCAGCCUCACAGGCAGAUGGUAGGCCUGACACACACAGACGAUUCGGCACUGCCUAACAGUCCCUUCAGCUCUUCAUUUAUUCAUGAGUUUCAACACAAUAGUCUUCUAUAGAUGGCACAAUGCUCCCCCACACAGACAAUACAGGAGUGCAAAUUCUGCUCGACAGAUGGUACUUCUGUACAUUGAUGAUGCUACAAUAUCCACUGUGGCAAAAGUGUGAUCCCAGUGACCUUAUCUUAAUGGCAGCUAAUGUGCAGUGAUGUUACUACUGUACUAAAAAUCAAAUCAACGUUUACUGGUCACGUACACCGAUUUGCAGGUAUUAUAGCAUGUGCAGCGAAAUGCUUAUGUUACUAGCGCCAACAGUGCAGUAGAAUGUCUCACAAAUACAAUACAAGUACACAAAUAAAAACAAUCUAAUCAAGAAUUGACUGAACGAGUCCAAUUAACAAUAAAGAGUAGAUAUAUUAGAGUGAGCAUGUCAGAAUCCAGAAUAUAAAUACGUGGUGUGAUUAGACAGUAUUUGGAAAGAAAAUGGUAUGUACAGUAGUAGGUAUAUUAGGAUGAGCUAUGUUGAGAAUACAGUAUAUACAUACACAGUGAGUAAACAACAGUAUAUAAACAGAAUAUGAGGUGACCAGCGUUCAAUGACUCUAAAUACAUGGGGCAUUAGUCUCAACGUUCAGGGCAGAGUACCGGGCAGGUAGCCGGCUAGUGAUGACUGUUCAACAGUCUGAUGGCCUGCAGAUAGAAGCUGUUUUUCAGUCUCGUAGAGCUCGGACAAUAAACCGAAAAUUAUCGACACCAAUCACUUAUCGCAGGCAUUUUGCUGAUAUCGUUCAUUAAGAUAAGUAGCCUAUAAUAGAGAAAUGUGAAGCUUUAAAUGUUUGCUAAUAUGGGUGAUUGUUAAUGGGACGAUUGAUAGCUAUAAUCAUCAAACUAGUAGUGGUAGUUUAAAGGAUAGAUAAUAGCAGUGUGAACAGACCGUGGCUCGGGUGGCUGAGGUUCUUAGAGUACAACAUUACAAUCUAAGAUAUAGUGUACAAUAUUGUGACUCACCAUUUAGCUAAUGAAAUGCUAUGUAAAUUGGUAUAUGUAAUAUGCAAACUUUGCUCUCAUUUGCAGAAACAAAUGACGGGUGGAGGUGUCCGGCCUGUCAGAAUGUUGUCUUCCAACCCCCAAACAUCUACAAGUGCUUCUGUGGUAAGGGAUUAGCUAAUAGCCAAUUUUAGCCAUUAUUCCCAGACAGUAGUGCAUCCCUAGUCUUUCGCUCUCUUUGAGAUGCUUUGUGAAUUAUAACUAAUAGAAAGUUUCAUUACAAAUAAUUAUUAAUCUCAAUGACACUAACCUGGUAAAAUAAAGGUUACAUAAACAAGUAGUAGAAAUCAAUGUCCUUGUCCCGAGUUCUGGAGUUAUUUCCGUAUACUGUGUUGAAUUAUUCUGGUAUGAUUGACAGGCAAAGUGACCAACCCUGAGUUCCAGCGUAGUGAGAUCCCACACAGCUGUGGAGACAUGUGUGGGAAGAAGAGGAGCGGAGCGGACUGCAAGCACCCCUGUAACAUGUAAGCCACAACCCAAUACAUGCAGAACACACCUCAACCCACCACCACAUAACAAUCUGUUGUUCUACAACAUUAAGUCGUUAUCUUGAUUGUGUCCCCUAUGUGGUUGUGUCCAGGGCUCUAAAGUGUAACCAUUUUGGUUGCAUAUGCUCCUAAAUAUUUUUGCUGGGUGUGCACCAGUGCGCCUAGAAAAAAAUAAUUAGCCCAGAUAAUAAUUGUUGUAAUGAUUAGGCUUUGCUCUACCGUUGUUUCCGAGUGCCCUAGAGCGCAUAUAUUCGUUAGCAUCAUGGUUGUACCAUUACUACAGCUGAAACUGCUAUUUUGUAGCCCAAACAGAUGAAAAGAUAUGACCCUUUUUACCGGCACAACAUUUUUUUCUUCCUUUGGCGGUUUGGUGAGCCGCAUUUUACAUUGAAAAACCAUGUCGCGGGACGUUCUAAAACUACUUGGGGGGGGGGGGCGCAGCAUUUGUUUACACCUUGUUCAGUCAUUUUACCUCAUUAGCUAGCUAGCUAACAACCUGGUAACUUUACUAGUAGGCUAUAUCCGAACAUUUGGGGGAAAGGAAAAGGGAUAGCUUCUUAAGGAGAUCAAUGAUUAUAGUAAUGAAGGAAUGACUGAUCUCCUUCAUGUCAUCACUCACAAACUUGAUGUUUUUAAAGAGACAGUGUACAAUUUUCAAUGUAAUGCAUCUCAAUAGGUAAGUAGUGCUUUUACACAAUGUAGAAACCUAAUAUUCCACAAAUGACUUUGCGAUUUCAAUGACAGGUAUUUGUAUCAACAUUUAAGCUUUUUAUAAUAAACAAAAAUGUAUUUACAGGGUUACUUUGUAGUUUUACGGCACAACAAGUGCUUCAGAAGUACAGUAUCUGGAAUUCAUAUAGACCCAAUAUAGGCUAUCUCAAUAAAUAAAUCAAAUAUUUUCUGGUGCUUCUAAAUUUUAUAAGUUGGGAGCAUUAGUGCUACCAAUGAAAAAUGUUAAUUUAGAUCCCUGGUUGUGUCUCACCAGCUUGUGUCACCCCGGACCUUGUCCCCAGUGUCCUGCCUCUGUCACCAAAGCCUGCAUCUGCGGAAGAACCAGGUACUGUAUAUCCUACUGACCUAAUGUCUGAGUCCCAAAUGGCACCAUUUUCCCUAUAUGAUGCCCAUAGGGCUCUGGUCAAAAGUAGUGCACUAUAUAUGGCAGGGGUGGGCAAUAAUUUUGGCUUAAGGGCCACAACGAGAUUUCAAAAUUCAGCGGAGGGCUGCACAGAUUUGCGGGCCAGAAAAAGGGCAGUUAUUUGAAAACAUAUAGGUCCAUUAUCAUUUCUAAAAUAAUAACCGACUGUUAAUUUACAUGCCUUAGCUUAGGCUGCCAAAUGUGCUCAAUUUCUGUGUCACUAUUACUGAAGUAUAACAAUUGGUAUACAGUGCCUUCGGAAAGUAUUCGGACCCCUUGACUUUUUCCACUUGUUUUUACGUUACAGCCUUAUUCUAAAAUGGAUGAAAUGAAUACAAAUCCUCAGCAAUCUACAAACAAUACCCCAUAAUGACAAAGCAAAAACAGGUUUUUAGAAAUGUUUGCAAAUGUAUUAAAAACAAAAAACAGAAAUACCUUAUUUACAUAAGUAUUCAGAUCCUUUGCUAUGAGACUUGAGCUCAGGUGCGUUAUGUUUCCAUUGAUCAUCCUUGAUAUGUUUCUACAACUUGAUUGGAGUCCAGCUGUGGUAAAUUCAAUUGAUUGGACAUGAUUUGGAAAGGCACACGCCUGUCUAUAUAAGGUCCCACAGUUGACAGUGCAUGUCAGAGCAAAAACCAAGCCAUGAGGUCGAAGGAAUUGUCUGUAGAGCUCCAAGACUGGAAUGUGUCGAGGCACAGAUCUGGGGAAGGGUACAAAAACAUUUCAGCAGCAUUGAAGGUCCCCAAGAACACACUGGCCUCCAUCAUUCUUAAAUGGAAGAAGUUUAGAACCACCAAGACUCUUCCUAGACCUGGCUGCCCGGCCAAACUGAGCAAUCGGGGGAGAAGGGCCUUGGUCAGGGAGGUGACCAAGAACCUGAUGGUCACUCUGACAGAGCUCCAGAGUUCCUCUGUGGAGAUGGGAGAACCUUCCAGAAGGACAACCGUCUCUGCAGCACUCCACUAAUCAGGCCUUUAUGUUAGUGGCCAGACGGAAGCCACUCCUCAGUAAAAGGCACAUGACAGCCCGCUUGGAGUUUGCCAAAAGUCACCUAAAGACUCUCAGACCAUGAGAAACAAGAUUCUCUGGUCUGAUGAAACCAAGAUUGAACUCUUUGCCCUGAAUUCCAAGCGUCACGUCUGGAGGAAACCUGGCACCAUCCCUACGGUGAAGCAUGGUGGUGGCAGCACGUGCUGUGGGAAUGUUUUUCAGCGGCAUGGACUGGGAGACUAGUUAGGAUCAAGGGAAAGUUGAACGGAGCAAAGUACAGAGAAAUCCUUGAUGAAAACCUGCUCCAGAGCGCUCAGGACCUCAGACUGGGGUGAAGGUUCACUUUCCAACUGGACAACGACCCUAAGCACACAGCCAAGACAACGCAGGUGUGGGUUCGUGACAAGUCUCUGAAUGUCCUUGAGUGGCCCGGACUUGAACCCGAUCUACCAUCUCUGGAGAGACCUGAAAAUAGCUGUGCAGCAACGCUCCCCAUCCAACCUGACAGAGCUUGAGAGGAUCUGCAGAGAAGAAUGGGAGAAACUCCCCAAAUACAGGUGUGCCAAGCAUGUAGCGCAGGGUUCUUCAAUUCCGGUCCUGGAGGGCCGAAACACCUCUGUUUUUCAUCCUCUCCUUCUAAUCAGGGGCUAAUUCAGACCUGGGACACCAGGUGAGUGCAAUUAACUACCAGGUAGAAAUAAAAAACAGAAGUGUUUCGGCCCUCCAGGACCGGAAUUGAAGAACCCUGAUGUAGCAUCAUACCCAAGAAGACUCAAGGCUGUAAUCACUGCCAAAGGUGCUUCAACAAAGUACUGAGUAAAGGGUCUGAAUACUUUCCGAAGGUACUGUAAGAAAAACCCUGAGCCCCCUUCCACUCACGGUAAAAUACUUCCAUAUUUCUCUCUGCAGUCAGCCAAUGCGGUGUGGCCAGGCCACUGCCAUUCACUGUGACAAGCAGUGUGAAGCCAUCCUCAACUGUUCGGAACACACCUGUAUCCAGGUGUGCCACAGCGGACUGUGCCAGCCUUGCCCGCUACAGGUCAAGCAAGGUGAGAUACUCAGUCCCAAUAUAUCUUAUUACUGGGCCAGGAGUUCUCCCUGACCAUGUGAUUUGACCAAGAACGUUUCUGUCCUUAACAGUAAAAUGGCAUUCCUUGACAAUAAUGAGGAACUCCGUGAUAAGUAAUGAUGGCUAAUGGUUUUAGCCACUGUGAUGGAUUUCACUCUAAUGCAUUCUGGUGUUUUUGUCUCAUCUGUUGUUUCCUGCUGUUGCAGUGUGCUACUGCGGUGUUGUCUCUCGGGAGGUACUCUGUGGGACGGAUAAAGACAACUUUGACGGCUCAGGACACUUCUCCUGUCAGAAAGCAUGUGGCAAGUAAGUUCUAACCAGCAGCUUCAGAUUAAUAGGAAAAUACAAUUAGUUUUCUCCUGUGAGAAUAAUAUUAUAGAUAUAGAUUAUCUAUUGCAUCUUAUUCAUAGAUUUACUUGUUAUUGAUUUGUGAUAUGUCCCCCCCCCCCCCCCCCCCUUAGGAUGUUGGACUGUGAGGCCCACCAGUGCCAGCAGGUGUGCCACCCUGGGCCGUGCCUGCCGUGCCCGCGCUCCCCCAGGCUGGUGAGGAGCUGCCCCUGUGGGCAGACGGCCCUGGCCAAGCUCCUGGAGCUGGGCUACCCCGAACGCCGCAGCUGCUCCGACCCCAUCCCCUCCUGUGGCAAGACCUGCAGCAAGCCUCUGCCCUGCGGCUCCAAUGGUAACACAAGACACUGUGUCCACAUGUAUAGUGUCUCUAUGGGAUUCAAAUGUGUUGACUUGUUCUCCACUUCAUUCCAGAGACCAUCCAUAUCUGUGAGAAGCUGUGCCAUGAGGGCAGCUGUGGUCCCUGCUCGCUCACCUCCACCAUCAAAUGCAAAUGCGGCUCUAAGACCAAGGUUAGUCCUCAAAAACAAGGACCUAUGGUGUUUGUAUCAUGCUUGUAUCUUGAGUGCAAAUCUUCAAAUGUAAUGUUCUGUAUAGACUGCGCACCGUUGUAAAUGGAGGUGUAAUUCUGUUCUACCAAAGAGCACCACUGAAGACUAGCUCUUUGUUUUUAGGAUGUUCCCUGUGCAGCUAUCCAGAAUGAAGGUGAGAUUUUGAUCAUUCUUUGAGGGGGUAUAGCUACUGUACUUCAUAAAAGUAGAUCUGUCCUGUACUAUACGGUCCUGUACAUUCCUGUACUGUACGUUCCUGUACUUAACUCUUCUCUUAAAUCUCGUUCCUUUCCUCCCAAUUCGAGAUGAACUGAUUUUUACCUGUGAGAAGCGCUGCCUCAAAAAACGCUCCUGUGGCCGGCACAAAUGUGGCGAGCUGUGCUGUGUGGUGAGUAACCGAAAGGUGUUCGUGCGCACGUUCGUGUGUGUCACCCAGUUAUGAAAGGACACAGUCAGUAGGUAAAGCCACAAGUCAUACUCUAAUUAGCUGAACUGGUGUCUCACUGACAUACAGUGGGGAAAAAAAGUAUUUAGUCAGCCACCAAUUGUGCAAGUUCUCCCACUUAAAAAGAUGAGAGAGGCCUGCAAUUUUCAUCAUAGGUACACGUCAACUAUGACAGACAAAUUGAGGAAAAAAAUUCCAGAAAAUCACAUUGUAGGAUUUUUAAUGAAUUUAUUUGCAAAUUAUGGUGGAAAAUAAGUAUUUGGUCACCUACAAACAAGCAAGAUUUCUGUCUCUCACAGACCUGUAACUUCUUCUUUAAGAGGCUCCUCUGUCCUCCACUCGUUACCUGUAUUAAUGGCACCUGUUUGAACUUGUUAUCAGUAUAAAAUACACUUGCCCACAAGCUCAAACAGUCACACUCCAAACUCCACUAUGGCCAAGACCAAAGAGCUGUCAAAGGACACCAGAAACAAUAUUGUAGACUUGCACCAGGCUGGGAAGACUGAAUCUGCAAUAAGUAAGCAGCUUGGUUUGAAGAAAUCAACUGUGGGAGCAAUUAUUAGGAAAUGGAAGGCAUACAAGAUCACUGAUAAUCUCCCUCGAUCUGGGGCUCCACGAAAGAUCUCACCCCGUGGGGUCAAAAUAAUCACAAGACCGGUGAGCAAAAAUCCCAGAACCACACGGGGGGACCUAGUGAAUGACCUGCAGAGAGCUGGGACAUAAGUAACAAAGCCUACCAUCAGUAACACACUACGCCGCCAGGGACUUAAAUCCUGCAAUGCCAGACGUGUCCCCCUGCUUAAGCCAGUACAUGUCCAGGCCCGUCUGAAGUUUGCUAGAGUGCAUUUGGAUGAUCCAGAAAGGAUUGGGAGAAUGUCAUAUGGUCAGAUGAAACCAAAAUAUAACUUUUUGGUAAAAACUCAACUCGUCGUGUUUGGAGGACAAAGAAUGCUGAGUUGCAUCCAAAGAACACCAUACCUACUGUGAAGCAUGGGGGUGGAAACAUCAUGCUUUGUGGCUGUUUUUCUGCAAAGGGACCAGGACGACUGAUUCGUGUAAAGGAAAGAAUGAAUGGGGCCAUGUAUCGUGAGAUUAUGAGUGAAAACCUCCUUCCAUCAGCAAGGGCAUUGAAGAUGAAACGUGGCUGGGCCUUUCAGUAUGACAAUGAUCCCAAACACACCGCCCGGGCAACGAAGGAAGAAGCAUUUCAAGGUCCUGGAAUGGCCUAGCCAGUCUCCAGAUCUCAACCCCAUAGAAAAUAUUUGGAGGGAGUUGAAAGUCCGUGUUGGCCAGCGACAGCCCCAAAACAUCACUGCUCUAGAGGAGAUCUGCAUGGAGGAAUGGGCCAAAAUACCAGCAACAGUGUGUGAAAACCUUGUGAAGACUUACAGAAAACGUUUGACCUGUGUCAUUGCCAACAAAGGGUAUAUAACAAAGUAUUGAGAAACUUUUGUUAUUCACCAAAUACUUAUUUUCCACCAUAAUUUGCAAAUAAAUUCAUUAAAAAUCAUACAAUGUGAUUUUCUGGAUUUUCUUUCCUCAUUUUGUCUGUCAUAGUUGACGUGUACCUAUGAUGAAAAUUACAGGCCUCUCUCAUCUUUUUAAGUGGGAGAACUUGCACAAUUGGUGGCUGACUAAAUACUUUUUUUCCCCACUGUAUGUCCCCCUUUACCUACUAUCUAACUAGUGUCACACUGACAUAUGUCCCCCCCACCCCCUAGGGCGCGGAACACAAGUGCUCUCUGAUCUGUGGCUACAAGCUCAACUGUGGCCUCCACCGCUGCCAAGAGCUCUGUCACCGUGGGAACUGCCAACCCUGCUGGCAAACCAGUGAGUUCCAAUCAGAGGUCCCAGUGCUGCUCCCAGUGGCACUGCCAACACAGAUGUUCACAUGCCAGCAGAUGCCAAAGUCAAUUGACUCAUUUUACCCGGUCUUUGGGAUUCUUUGUAGUUCAAAUGUUCCUUAUCUUACCUUGCUUAAGUCUAGAGCACUUCCUAGGAAGGCCAUUUACUAUACCAGCGGACUGUGAAUCAUAACUUCCACUUCAGUCAAAUGUUCACUUACUGUAGUCUCCUAUUGACAUCCAACGUGUUAAUUGUCGUGAUACAGUAUGUUAUUGCUUGAUCUUUGAGAUCACAUGGCCCCAGUCGCAAAGUCACACCCCCCAAAAAAAAAAAAAAAAGAACAUCACACCCCAAACAUACUGUAGGUUCUCAUAGGCCACGUCCCUCUGAGUCUCUGCCUGUUUCCUGUAUGUAGGUUUUGAUGAGCUGGCCUGCCACUGUGGGAUGAGUAUCCUGUUCCCACCCAUCGCCUGUGGCACCAAGCCCCCAGAGUGUAAGAACCUGUGUACCAGGAGACACGAGUGUGACCACCCAGGUAAAACCCUGCAGUAGUGACUACUGCUUUUUCACUUAGUUACCUCUUUGUUUCAAAUAUGCUGUAUUAGAGAGCAGAAAUAUAAAUGCAUAUACAUGUACAUUUAGGAAUCAUCAUUCAUAUGCCAUCUAUUUUACUGUCUCUGUCUUUGACAAAACUGUCUGCAAAAGUUUAUUCCUCAUUGGUUCAUACUUUCUGAUGUUUGUCCUCAGUGUUCCACAACUGCCACAGUGAAGAGAAGUGCCCACCCUGUACCUACCUCACUCAGAAGUGGUGCAUGGGAAAGCAUGAGGUAACGUUGCUGAUGUUAGCUGCCUCUACCUAACCUUCAAACCUUCACCCCUUUAAAGGCAUACGGUGCAUCCCAAAUGGAACCCUGUUCCCUACUGGCCCUGGUCAAAAGUAGUGCACUAUAUAGGGUGCCAUUUGGGACGCGUCCAUAGUCACGACACUUCCACUAAAGCCGUCCCCUCUUCUCCUGCCCCCUGCAGCAAAGGAGCAACAUCCCGUGCCACCUUCAGGACAUCUCCUGUGGCCUGACCUGCAACAGGGUGCUGCUGUGUGACCUCCACCGCUGCCGCCGCAUCUGCCACCGGGCAGAGUGUCUGGCCGAGGGCGUCUGCAGCCAGCCCUGCCUGCUGCCCCGGCCCGACUGUGGCCACCCCUGCAACGCCCCUUGCCACAAGGGCAGCAGCUGCCCGCGGAGCACCUGCACUGCCAAGGUACAGAAAAUGAGAUGUUCAACCAUCUGACUCAAGGGAUUUAAAAAGAAAAAGGCUUAAUAAAUGAAAUAUAUGUUGACCCUGUGCCAUAGAGAGACUGCACUACAUCUAGGGUGACAUUCUGACAGUAAACAUGGAGAUUUUCCACAAAAUGACCGUAACUCUUCAAAUACUGGGCACAUGGAUCAGACAUGGAGAUGGAAUACAGGCAGCAUUGUUGGACAGCAGCAGAAGUCUUCUUGUGGCCAGGGUUUGUGUGAGUUUCCACCUCUGUCCCACAGGUGGCCCUACAGUGUGACUGCGGUCGGAGAAAGGAAACGGUAGUGUGCACGGAGGCAGCCAGCGCCCAUCAGAGGUCGGUGUGCGUGCCUGUGCAGUAGAAUCAAUGGUUUUUAGAUCUAUCUUGAAUGCGUGCACUAAACCAGAGUUUGCUGUUAUUCCACCUGACAUUUUCAGAACUUGACUGUGUGUGGUGUCAGACCGGGUAUAACUGUAGCAAUGUACUGUAGGUAUGCAGCCAUUGCCAUGGCCAGUAAGCUGUCUGACAUGCAGCUGGGUGACUCUGUAGACAUCGGUCUCAUCACUAAGAAGGAGAUGAAACAGACCAAGUAAGAUGGGACCAAACCUGACUCCAAGCUUACAGCAUACAACACUUACAGUAAAUCACCUUGUACUAAAUAUGAGUGUGCCAUAUCCAACUUAUUUUUUUGUGUGUUCUGGCUCAGGUUGGAGUGUGACGAGGGUUGUGCUGCACUGGAAAGGAACAGGUCAGUUGUUACACUGCUAUUACACAUGCACACACUUGAUAUUUGUAGCUCUCGUGACAUUUAAUAUGCACAGCUUUAGGCUGUCAAAUUGAUUUGUUUCCUUCAAUGUACUGUCAACUUGAGAGCCUUCUCCUGUCUUGAGAGACUGUAAUCUUUAGAUCUGUGGACCUUUGUCUGCCCGUGUUUUAUGACCUGGCUGUGUGUGUCUGUGUCCUGACAGGCGAUUGGCUGAGGCCUUGCAGAUUGACCCGUCAGUGAACCCCUUCAACAUGCGCUCUUCCUCCUCAACAUACAGUGACAGCCUCAGAGUUGAUGCCAGGUGGUGUACCAAUACAUAGAGUAUUUUCUCUGCAUGCCAAGGUCUGACUUCACCACAAUGACUACUGAAAAAGUUCUCAAAUAUAUAUAUAUGUGCAUGUUGUUGUGGUGCUUAUAUUUCCCAAUUGAAGGCGGAUUUAUGGCGCUGAUGUACUUCGAGCCAAGACCGGUGUCCUUUUUGAGACAUGUUUUCACAUUUUCAUUGAUGGAUAAUAUUUACCACGAUCACGUCAUUUCUGUAUUUUUCACAUUUUAGAAAAGAUUUUAAGUUUGUCAGCGAGGUAGAAGAGGAGAUCAAGAAUCUGGUUGAGCUCGCCAGCAAGGUAAGGGACCAAUAGACAUGAUCUGUGGCCCAAAUGGGACCCUAUUUCCUAUAAUAAUAGUGCACUACAUUUGACCAGAGCCCAAUGUGGGAAUAGGGUGCCAUUUUGCACGCAGACAGUGAUUUUCACACAGAAUUACACAGAUCAUCAAAAAUGUCUACAGCUGCACCAUCAAGAGCAUCCUGAACGGUUGCAUCACCGCCUGAUAUGGAAACUGCUCGGCAUCCGACCGUAAGGCGCUACAGAGGGUAGUGCGUACGGCCCAGUACAUCACUGGGGCCAAGCUUCCUGCCAUCCAGGUCCUCUAUACUAGGCGGUGUCAGAGGAAGGCCCAAAGAAUUGUCAAAGACUCCAGUCACCCAAGUCAUAGACUGUUCUCUCUGUUACCGCACGGCAAGCGGGACCAGAGCACCAAGUCUAGGUACAAAAGGCUCCUUAGCAGCUUCUACCCCCAAGCCAUAAGACCGCUGAACAAUUAAUCAAAUGGCUACCUGGAUUAUUUGCAUAUUUUUCUUUACAAUGCUGCUACUUGCGGUUUAUUAUCUAUGCAUAGUCACUUUACACCUACUACCUAAAUGUACAUAUUACCUCAAUUACCUUGACUAACCUGUACCCCCACACAUUGACUCUGUACCGGUACCCCCUGUAUAUAGCCUCGUUAUUAUUUUGUUACUUUUUUUAACUUUAGUUUAUUUAGUAAAUAUUUUCUUAACUUAUUUUCUUAACUGCAUUGUUGGUUAAGGGCUUGUAAGUAAGCAUUUCACGGUAAGGGCUAUACCUGUUGUAUUCGGCGCAUGUGACGAAUAAGAUUUGAUUUGACCUUCGAAAAGGACAGGUAUAGGAAAUGUCACCCACGUCUUAAACGGAGAACCAAUGUGUAUUAAGAGCAUUACCUAAGAGCAGUUAGAUGUAAUGGGGCUAGAUUGGAACGCAUAAUGCAGGGCCAGCAUUUCCCUAUACAUGAUUGGGUUUCCCUAAACCACUACCAGUUUACCAGAGGUCCUUCAGUUUGCAAUGAGACUGAAUUUGGCUAAAAGGUUCUGGUCCACUUAGUUGAAGGAGUGCUGGAAAGGCUUGAAACACAUUUGAAUGUCCUUGGUUAUUAUGAUGGGUAUUGAUAAUAUCCACGAUGGGUUCUAUUUGUCGUCAGUUAUCCCUUUUGGUUCUGAAAACAUUCGAAAAAGACUACUUUAGUCAGCAUAACGUCAAGUGAAUCGGCUCCGGUAGCUUGCAAUGUUUAGGACAAAAUGUCAUGAACUGAGUGGAAAUGCAAAUGUAUUUAUUUAAACCUUAAAUGGGUAAUUCGGAACUAUCUUUCGUAGUGGAAACAUGAAGUCUGUUAAGGGACUGUGUGUGGAACCCGUUUGCAGGGUAAACAGUCCAAAAGGAGCCACUGCUUCCCCCCCAUGAACAGGGAGCACAGGAAGCUGGUCCACGAGCUGGCGGAGGCCUACAACGUGGAGAGUGUGAGCUACGACAGCGAGCCCAAACGCAACAUAGUCAUCACCGCCAUCAGGUAAACACCUCGACAGGAAAACGUUUCUUUAGUAAGGCAAGUUACACUCCACCUCAAAAUAGACACAUUUCUGUUAACUUGAAAAGACUACAUAAUUACUGUCUGUGCAACAGUAUCAGCUGGGUAUAUUUUGUAUCAAUAGAUGUGUAUUGUGAACAACUGACAAAAUGUGUGAAGUCUGGCAUUCUGAGGAUGUGCAGUAACUUUGUGCUUCUUGCUGUGCGCAGGGGGAAGUCUGCCUGUCCUAACUCAACCCUGACCUCCCUGAUAGAGAGAGACACUGGCGUCCCGAGGGCUCCUCUACCCAUUGCCCAUAUCAAACAUAGCAGCAAGUAAGCCUGGGUCUUUUCACUCUCACAACGUCCAUAUAAUCACGCCACAAACACACACACACACACACACACACACUUGGUUCUUAGUUCGUAGCAUCUCAAUGUCCCAAUGACUUGUAACUAGCUAGUUACCUGUGGUUGUUUUUGUCAUCAGGGCUGACAGUGUGAGCAGCUGGUCCAAGUCAGUCAAAGAAGAACCGGUGAUCGACUACUUCGAUGUCCAGGAUUAAUAAAGAAACAAAAGAAGCAAGCCUCAUGGUGUAACAAUCAUACUAAAUAAAGAAUGCUUCUGCUGCUCGUCGAUUUUCGGGAAAUCUGUGAUGCUAUCUCCCCUCCCUCAUUUAGGUUAUUUAGCUCUUGAAGGCCAACAUGUCACUACAAUACUAUUUU